Nerophis lumbriciformis (worm pipefish) is the source of this 3405-nucleotide messenger RNA. NCBI's taxonomy places the organism in Eukaryota, Metazoa, Chordata, Actinopteri, Syngnathiformes, Syngnathidae. The record is from RefSeq and is a predicted model, not a curated record.
AUGAGCUCCAGCCUGCUGGAAAACCCGGUGCAGGCAAUCUUGUACCUGCGGGAGCUCACCACCAUCGUGCAGAACCAGCAGAGUCUUAUCCAGACGCAGCGCUCCCGCAUCGAGGAGCUGGACCGGCGAGUGGAUGAGCUCAUCGGGGAGAACAGGCACCUGCGAGAUGUCCGCGUGCAGCAACAUCAGCAUUCCUAUCCCGCUUACCCGCAUCACCUCCUCCAUCAUCACCACCAUCAGCUUCACCCCGACGUUGGCUGCCUCCAUCACCUGCACCUCGCUCAGGACCCCCAGACCAAGAGCUCGACGGCGAGCCCCGCACCUGAGCAAGCGACAGCACCUUCACAAGUCGAGGGGUCCGCGGUGGUGCAGCCCCCUUCCGCGGAGCCUCUGGACCCAGGGGACAUGCAGCUGGUUCCGGCAGAGCCACCCACAGAUUCGCCGGUGGAGAGCGAGCCGGAGAACGGCGGGAAUUGCAGCGGAUGUCGGUCUUUGGUUCCGAUGACCCCGACUACGCUGUGUCGGUCACUGGCCCUCACCAAAACAUCAGAAAAUGAGACGGUGCUGCAUCAGUUCUGCUGCCCCGCCCCGGAGCAUCCUGAGCCUGAUGCAAGCGGCACAUCCAGCGGACGGUUGCUGAGCCUGGAGGACGGCUCGUCCUCGGGGGGACCUGACGUGGAGGGCACCACAGCCAAGCGGGAGGGACCCAGCGAGUACGAAAUCUCCCUAGAGAACAAAAACAAACAGAUAGAAGACCUGGAGCAGAAGUAUGGAGGUCACCUCAUCGCAAGAAGGGCAGCUCGCCGCAUCCAAACCGCCUUUCGUCAGUACCAGCUAAGCAAAAAUUUCCAAAAGAUCCGCAACUCACUCUCUGAGAGCAAGCUACCCCGCCGGAUCUCCCUGCGCCAACCCAGCCCCUCGGGACGGAACCGCAAUAGCGCUCAGAGACACAGUUACUCUCUCCAUCCGGGUGGGGGACAGAUCCCACUCCGCUCCAAGACACCGCCUCCGCCACCGUGCCGCUCAACCUCUCUGCCCCCGUCUCCUGCGUCCGCCCCGGUGCCGGCUGCCCCUACGGGAUCGGCACCAGCGCCUUCUCCAAGCCCUGGACCUUCGCUCUCACAGCUAGAGGACUGCUUCUCUGAACAACUUCACUCACUGGCGCAGUCUAUUGAUGAGGCUCUCCGCGGUUGGAGUGUAUCGGAAGGUACGGACGGCCAGGGCCUCCUGAUGGACCCCGGGGCCCUCCGUGCUGCCGCUGAGAGCGCCUGCCUCCCUCGCAGCGCCAGCUCUCUACUCAUGGCCUUCCGCGACGUUACCGUGCACAUUGACAGCAAUAGUUCCUACACCAUCUCCUCCGCUACCACUACAACCACCACCACCUCCCUGGGCAACGCCGGAGGCGAGGCGGGCAGCAGGAAGACCUCGCUUAGUGGGAUGGGUCUCGUCAGAGGAGAGUCUGCCGAAGAGCCGGAAUUCCCUGCCCCUCCUCCCAGCGAGGAAUUGGAGAUGGUGGAUCCGGGGUCACGGAGAGGCUCCGCCGUGCCCCUCCCCGGCACCACCCAAGAGGGGGACGGCUUAUCCGACAGGGCUGGGUCCACUUCCACGUCUACCUCCACCGCCAUCGUCACCUCGGCCCAGUCGGACCAGCAGCCGGCCCAGAUUUACACGCAGUACCAGCAGUACCACUACACUCACCCGCAGCAGCUGCCCGCGGGGACAGUCCCUGACGCCCUGCAGGCUCUGGUGGUCUCCCUGCCUAGGGAUCGAUGCCAGGAUCCGUCAUCCUGCCGCUCGCCCACCCUCUCCACUGACACACACCGUAAACGCCUCUACCGCAUUGGACUAAACCUAUUCAACGUGAACCCGGAGAAAGGUAUCCACUUCCUGAUCACGCGUGGCUUCGUGCCCGACACGGCCAUCGGUGUGGCCCACUUCCUGCUCCAGAGGAAAGGUCUGAGCAGGCAGAUGAUUGGAGAGUUCCUGGGUAACAGCAAGUUGCAGUUUAACCGAGAUGUCCUCGACUGUGUGGUGGACGAGAUGGAUUUCUCAGGCAUGGAGCUGGACGAGGCACUGAGAAAGUUCCAGGCUCACGUGCGUGUGCAAGGAGAAGCGCAGAAGGUGGAGAGACUCAUCGAGGCCUUCAGCCAGCGCUACUGUAUGUGCAAUCCCGACGUGGUGCAGCAGUUCCACAACCCUGACACCAUCUUCAUCCUGGCCUUUGCCGUGGUCCUCCUCAACACUGACAUGUACUCGCCCAACAUUAAACCGCAGCGCAAAAUGGGCCUUGAUGACUUCAUACGCAACCUCAGAGGUGUGGACGACGGAGCAGACAUCCCCAGAGAAAUGGUGGCUGGCAUUUAUGAAAGAAUUCAACAAAGAGAGCUGCGAUCCAAUGAGGACCAUGUUACCUAUGUUAGCCGCGUGGAGCAGUCCAUCUUGGGCCUGAAGACCAUUUUGGCCGUACCUCACAGACGUCUUGUGUGCUGCUGUCGUCUGUUCGAGGUUCCUGAUGCUAACAAACCUCACAAACAGAAACUAUCGCAGCUUCAAAGAGAGGUCUUCCUGUUCAAUGACCUGCUCUUGAUCCUGAAGUUGUGCCCUAAGAAGAAAAGCUCAGCUUCUUACAACUUCUGCAAAGCGAUGGGUCUACUGGGAAUGCAGUUUCACCUCUUCAGCAAUGAAUACUACGCCCAUGGUGUGACAAUGCUGAGCCCGUUUACCUCUGAGAAGAAGCAGCUGGUCAGCUUUUGCUCACCAAGCGGGGAGGAGCUGCGGAAAUUCGCCGAGGAACUGCGAGAGGCUAUUUCCGAAGUCAACGAGAUGGAGCACAUACACAUCCAGUGGGAAUUGGAGCGGCAACAGGGCAUCCAGCCUCACAGCAUCCAUACGAACGGCGGCCAAGUAGACGUGCACACGGGACAUGGAUCCCCCUCAGGUCAACAGGACGUGUAUGAUAAAAGCGGCAACAACAAUGCAGUGGAGGUGUCAAUUCACAACAGGCUGCAGACCUACCAACUGAGUCCGCCCAGCGUUGAGUCCUCGCCCCCCCUGGCCCUGACUGCCCCGCCCGCCUUGCUGGGCCCCGCCCAGGCCGGGGACCUCCGCCCAGAGACGCUCAUCCAGUGCCAGCAGAUCGUCAAGGUCAUCGUGGUGGACCAGAGCGGGCGGGGCCGCAUGGAAGCCUUCCUCAGCCAGGGGCCGGCCGCUCACCAGCUGCUGCGCUCGGCCGUGUCUACGCCCGUCCACGUCCAGGGUGACGGGCCCCAGCCCCCUCUGCCGCCGCCCCCGCCUCCUUACAACCACCCGCACCAGUUCUGCCCGCCGGACUCGCCUAUGCCGCUGCACCACACUAUCCCGCUUAUGCGCAGACGCAACUCCAGCGGCUCCCGCAGCAUCGUCUGA